Molecule: messenger RNA, 1104 nt
Organism: Phodopus roborovskii (desert hamster)
Lineage: Eukaryota; Metazoa; Chordata; Mammalia; Rodentia; Cricetidae
Product: transmembrane protein 183-like
Biological process (GO): regulation of protein stability
Cellular component (GO): SCF ubiquitin ligase complex
Molecular function (GO): protein binding
Source: RefSeq, a predicted model, not a curated record
AGCGGGCCUCACUCGGACACUGUCGCCAUGCCCAAGAGAGGAAAGCGGCUCAAGUUCCGGGCCCACGAUGCCUGCUCGGGCCAAGUGACCGUGGCGGAUUAUGCCAACUCGGAUCCGACGGUGGUGAGGUCUGGACGGGUCAAGAAAGCCGUGGCCAACGCUGUCCAGCAGGAAGUAAAAUCUCUUUGUGGCUUGGAAGCCUCCCAGGUUCCUGCAGAGGAGGCUCUUUCUGGGGUGGGUGAGCCGUGUGGCGUCAUGGACAGCAGUAAUGAGAUGGAUGCUCAGGAGGAAAGCACUCAUGAAAGAUCAGUCUCCAGAAAAAAGAAAAGCAAAAGACACAAAGAGGAUCUGGAUGGGGCAGGAGAAGAGUAUCCUAUGGAUAUUUGGCUGUUGCUGGCGUCCCAUAUCCAUCCUGAGGACAUUGUGAACUUUGCCCUGAUUUGUAAGAAUGCUUGGACUGUCACUUGCACUGCUGCCUUUUGGACCAGGUUGUACCGAAGGCACUACACGCUGGAUGCUUCUCUGCCUUUGCGGCUUCCACCAGAGUCCAUGGAGAAGCUGCGGUGUCUCCGGGCAUGUGUGAUCCGAUCUCUAUACCAUAUGUACGAACCAUUUGCUGCUCAAAUCUCCAAGAAUCCAGCCAUUCCAGAAAGCACUCCCAGCACACUAAAGAAUUCCAAAUGCUUACUUUUCUGGUGCAGAAAGAUUGUUGGGAACAGACAAGAACCAAUAUGGGAGUUCAACUUCAAGUUCAAAAAACAGCCUCCUAGAUUAAAGAGCAAGUGUAUGGAGCGGUUGCAGCCCCCCAUUCAGUAUGAGGAUGUCCACACCAACCCUGACCAGGACUGCUGCCUCUUGCAAGUCACCACCCUCAAAUUCAUCUUUGUCCCUAUUGUCAUGGGGAUGAUAUUCACCUUGUUUACUAUUAAUAUGAGUACGGACAUGCGGCAUCAUCGAUUGAGAUUGGUGUUUCAAGAUUCUCCUGUCCGUGGUGGUCAGAAUCUGCGCAGUGAACAGGGUGUGCAAGUCGUCCUGGACCCAGUGCACAGUGUUCGACUCUUUGACUGGUGGCAUCCCCAGUACCCAUUCUCCCUGAGGGUGUAG